Solanum lycopersicum (tomato) is the source of this 1266-nucleotide messenger RNA. RefSeq names its product RING-H2 finger protein ATL16-like. Lineage: Eukaryota; Viridiplantae; Streptophyta; Magnoliopsida; Solanales; Solanaceae. The record is from RefSeq and is a predicted model, not a curated record. Gene Ontology annotation, biological process: protein ubiquitination. Gene Ontology annotation, molecular function: transferase activity.
CUCAGCAUUUUCAAACACACACUUUAUUUUAUCUUGAACAUCAAUUAUUACACAUAAUUAAUUGCAUGUGUUCCUCAAAAGUCUCCAUUCAAUGCUCUUAUUUCUUUAUUCAUAUUUGACUUUCCAAGUUUUCUCAUAAAACGCAUAGCUCGUCAUAUUCUUUAUUCGUUACCGUAGUGAUGGAUGCAGCAGCAGCAUCGCAUAAACAUAUGUUCAUUCAGUUUCUUGUUUCAUUCAAAAACCAGCAGAACAACAACAACACGAGUGUAACACACUUAACUCCAACGGGUGCAGUUUCUGAAAACGGCUUCCCUAUAAUUGGCGUUGCGAUGUUAGGAAUCAUGGCAAUAGGGUUCUUGCUAGUGAGUUACUACAUCUUUGUGACAAAAUGCUGCAUCAACUGGCAGCAAUUUGACCCAUUAAGACGCUUCUUCAAUACGCGUCCACGCCAAUACGAAGAGACUUAUACACCAUCAAGAGAAAGCAGAGGACUUGAUGAAUUGGUAAUAAGAGAAAUUCCAACUUAUCCGUACAGCAGAAACAGAGUUGGUGAAACAAGUUUUAGAAGAUGUGUUGUUUGUUUGAAUGAAUUUAAAGAAGAUGAAAUGCUUAGACUUCUUCCUAAAUGUAGCCAUGCUUUCCAUUUAGACUGCAUUGAUAUCUGGCUUCAAAACAAUGCUAGCUGUCCUCUUUGUAGAAGUAGCAUUUCAGGUACAACCGCUAAACAUCCAAUCGAUAUGAUUAUCGCGCCAAAUUCAUCACCUCAAGAUCCUCAUAUUCCACUUCUGAGAAGAAGAAGAAGCGAGGAAGAUUUCGUGGUGAUUGAAUUGAGUGGUGAACUUGGAACAGAGGCGCAAAACUCUGUCAGCACAAGCAGUGACUUUGAACAGAGGAUUGAUAAGUUGGAUACAAGGAAGUAUUCAAUGAUGGGAGAUGAGUGUAUAAAUGUAAGAGAUAAAGAUGCUCUGUUUUCAGUUGAGCCAAUAAGGAGAUCGUUUUCGAUGGAUUCAGCAGCAGAUCGACAUGUUUACUUAUCAGUGCAACAGAUGAUACGUCAUAAUAGGCAGAUGAUCAGUGAGCUCAGAAACAAUGGUGAAAGCAGUAGUAGAUCCAUUCGAAAAUCCAUCUUUUCUUUUGGACAUACAAGAUCUAAGACAUCAGUUUUACCUUUUGAAUCUUAAAAAUUUUGAUCUUUCAAUUUGUUUUUUUUUUCUUCAUUCUUUAUUGCAACUUUACACAAAUAUUAACAUGGUAUUUGAUAGUUUA